GGGAGCGGUUGCCGAGCCGGGCUCUGCCGCGGGCGGGCAGCUGUCGGCUGCGCACCGUCUGGGGGCUCGCGCGGGGGGCUGCAGCUUUCCCCGGCCCGGAGCAGGUGUGCGGGGCCGGGAGGAGAGCCGGGGGGAGCGGGCCGGGCCCGGGGCUGCGGCUGCGGCUGCGGCCCCCGCCCCCCAGCCCCGCCAGCCCGAGCGCUCGGAGGUAGAGAGGAAAGGUCUGGACAGGGUGGCUGGACCAGUGGCAGAAUCCAGUGGCAGACUCUGGACUUGAGGGUUCUAGGCUGUGGUCUGUAGAAGCAAAGGACAGAAGGACUCAAAUCCAGGCCAAAUGUAUGGCUGUCUGAGGUGUUGGAACAGAAGGAGGUCCAUUCCUGUUGGUGACAACACUGGCCCCGUUCUGGGAUGACCGAGGUAUAAAGGUUGCCCCCAAGAAAGUGCAGCGGAGUCCUUGCGUCUUGUGGCAGCUGACGUGCCCAGCCCUGAGUCCGUGGGAGCUGAAGGCAGCCCGGCCCCUUCUCAUGGGCAGCGCCCACCUGUGCUGAGGUCCUGCUGCCGUGGCAGUAAGAGAUGUCUGCCAGGCCACAGUCCAGGCUCCACAGGAGAAAUUUAGAACCUACCGAUGGGUCCCCCCUCAGGCCUGCUGACUCCAGCUCCUGGCACCAAACCCUGCUUCUGCUUUAUCUACAGUUCUCCUGCUGGGACACCGUAUCUUCCCUUGAGGAGCUGUGCAAUCAGUUGUCCCUGAAAAUGUCUGACAGUCUGGAUAAUGAAGAGAAACCCCCAGCCCCACCGCUGAGAAUGAACAGUAACAACCGAGAUUCUUCAGCACUCAACCACAGUUCCAAACCACUUCCCAUGGCCCCUGAAGAGAAGAAUAAGAAAGCCAGGCUUCGCUCUAUCUUCCCAGGAGGAGGGGAUAAAACCAAUAAGAAGAAGGAGAAAGAACGCCCAGAGAUCUCUCUUCCUUCAGACUUUGAACAUACGAUUCAUGUGGGGUUUGACGCAGUCACCGGGGAGUUCACUGGAAUCCCUGAGCAGUGGGCACGCUUACUCCAAACCUCCAACAUAACAAAACUGGAACAGAAGAAGAACCCACAAGCCGUCCUGGAUGUUCUCAAAUUCUACGAUUCCAAAGAAACGGUCAACAACCAGAAAUACAUGAGCUUUACGUCAGGAGAUAAAAGUGCACACGGAUACAUAGCAGCCCAUCCCUCGAGUACAAAAACAGCAUCAGAGCCUCCUUUGGCUCCACCUGUGUCUGAAGAAGAAGAGGAAGAAGAGGAAGAAGAAGAAGAUGACAAUGAGCCCCCCCCAGUUAUUGCGCCAAGACCCGAGCAUACUAAAUCAAUCUACACCCGUUCUGUGCUGGAAUCCAUUGCUUCACCGGCAGUACCAAAUAAAGAGGUCACACCACCUUCUGCUGAGAACGCCAACUCCAGUACUUUGUAUAGAAACACAGAUCGGCAAAGGAAAAAAUCCAAGAUGACGGACGAGGAGAUCCUAGAGAAGCUAAGAAGCAUUGUGAGUGUCGGUGACCCAAAGAAAAAAUACACAAGAUUUGAAAAAAUAGGCCAAGGGGCAUCAGGUACUGUUUACACAGCGCUAGACAUUGCCACCGGACAAGAGGUGGCCAUAAAGCAGAUGAACCUUCAACAGCAGCCCAAAAAGGAAUUAAUUAUUAAUGAAAUUCUGGUCAUGAGGGAAAAUAAGAACCCCAAUAUUGUUAAUUAUUUAGAUAGCUACUUAGUGGGUGAUGAACUAUGGGUAGUCAUGGAAUACUUGGCUGGUGGCUCUCUUACUGAUGUGGUCACAGAGACCUGUAUGGAUGAAGGCCAGAUAGCAGCUGUCUGCAGAGAGUGCCUACAAGCUCUGGAUUUUUUGCACUCAAACCAAGUGAUCCAUAGAGACAUAAAGAGUGACAAUAUUCUUCUUGGGAUGGAUGGCUCUGUUAAAUUGACUGAUUUUGGGUUCUGCGCCCAGAUCACCCCCGAGCAAAGUAAACGGAGCACUAUGGUGGGAACUCCCUACUGGAUGGCACCUGAGGUUGUAACUCGAAAAGCUUAUGGUCCGAAAGUUGAUAUCUGGUCUCUGGGGAUUAUGGCAAUCGAAAUGGUGGAAGGUGAACCCCCUUACCUUAAUGAAAAUCCACUCAGGGCAUUAUAUCUGAUAGCCACUAAUGGAACCCCAGAGCUCCAGAAUCCCGAGAGACUGUCAGCUGUGUUCCGUGACUUUUUAAAUCGCUGUCUUGAGAUGGAUGUGGACAGGCGAGGAUCUGCCAAGGAGCUUUUGCAGCAUCCAUUUUUAAAAUUAGCCAAGCCUCUCUCCAGCCUGACUCCUCUGAUUAUCGCCGCAAAAGAAGCGAUUAAGAACAGCAGCCGCUAGGACCGCGAGGCCUACCCUCCACCGUCUCCCUCCUGAGUAAGACUGAACUGAGACGCUGCUGCGGAAAAGAUGGAAGAAAAGACAGUCAAAUAGGGGUGGGGGCGAUCUUUAACUUUCAAAUGAAUAGAAACUUCUUCUAAGCCUUUUUCCUACUCCCUCGGAUUAUGUAAUUUAUUUGUAAGCCUGAACCGCAGCCCGAGCAGGGCAGCAACGUCCAAGUGGCCACAAGCGGUCACUUCUACCGUGAAGCGAAAGAGCCAGUAGUGAAUCCCCUCAUUUUGUGCAUUCACUUUGAAGAAAAAAAGGGUUUCUCAAAGAUGCACACUCCCUCUUCAUAGUGUCGUGUUCGUUUUUAAGUUAGAGAGUAGUCCCUCUUGCAUUCGAACCUCCUUCAAAACUCCUUACCCAAUGUGAUGUUUUUCACUUGCAUUGUCAUUAGAUGUCCAGGAAAAAAAAAAAGACGUCAAAAAAAAUUUUUUUUUAAAAAGAAAGCAAAAAACAAAAAGCAAAAACAAAACAAAACAAAACAAAAAAACACAAAAAAAACCCCCAAAACAAAACAAAAAAAAAUACCCCAGAGCAAGUACUGUGUGAACAUGUGGAAGUCCAUGCCCUCAUAGAGUUGCAAUUUUUUAUUCUUCUUCUAUAGUGGUGGCUUGGUUUGUGUACCUGUUUUUCUGCAUUUGUAUUGGAAAAGGUUUCUUUUAAGGCAUUUUUCCAAAAGCAGAGAGGAAUAUGUGUGUUCAGGAAGGGCUUUUAAAAACUGUCUAUCCAAAUAAGGCUCAAAUGGUGAGAUCCUGUAACAUUUUCACGACGAUGCUUAAGAGGUAGUUGAUGUAUCAUUUCUAUAAACCAGCUCGUUCAUCUUCACAAUGCCUGACAAAGGACACACUGAAAUUUGUGGCCCUCCUAUUGGGUGAGUCCAGGUCCUCAACCUGGGAAACCCCGAUAGGAGAAACCAUUCUUAAACAAAGAUGGGACUUUCUCUGAGAGCCAAAAGGAAAGCAAAAGGAGUGUGCAAUGCUGAGAUCUUUGUUGGACAGAAGGAAACAAAAAUCAAGAGACCUAAUUUAAUCCUCUCUUGUGCUUAUGGAACACAAACAUUGUCAAAUAGGCACAUUAGGAGAAAAUAGACCCAUUAGCCAACAUUUGCUUAUGAUCAGAAUCAUGUGACACAUUAUAACAUUUUGAAAAUGUCUUAAAAGACCUGGAGAGCAGAGAUAUUGUAAGUAUUCAGCCCUGUCAGGAAUGAGAGGUCAGUGAAAACUACAUCCCAGUCAACAUUUGGCUCUAAGUACUUGUUCCCAUUUUCCCUCUGUCUCACCGAUUUCUGUUUCAGGAUAUAGCAUAGUCAGACAUCGUCUUUUGAGCUUUUGAAUUUCAAAAACAUGUUCAAACAGAUCUGGAAUUUCUCCAGUGAAAAAUAAUUAGGGUUUGCAAUCAUAUAUCCCAAGAAGUAGCAGUCCAACCAUGUAUCUACUUAUUAAAAAUUCAACAGUUGGUGCUUCCUGAAUCUUCUGAGAGCAGAAAAAUAUCUGGAGGGUGGCUGCAUAGAAAAGGAUAUGCUUCUCUUUCAAAUGUAUUGUCAGUUGCAUAAAUUCUGCAAAGUGGCCUAUCUAAGCCUUGGAGAAGCUAACAGUUUGUGCAAUAGAAGGCUUCUCGAUUUGUAACAUACCGAGAAUCUGAAUAAGAACCCAUCUACAUUCAGCAAGAGGGAGAAAGAGAUCAAUGGCCUGGGCCUCUCUUCUUCUCUGCUAUGGUACAUCUGUCCAUCUAACCAUCCAUCCAUUCCUUAAAAUGCAAGCACUUUCUUUAGAGAGUUUCUGCUAACCAUGUAGUGCACGUGUUUAUGUUGAGGAAACGGCGCCGCUGGUGGAUUUCCUAUUUUCCUAUUGUUUUCUUUGACUAUAAAGGUUGGGAGGGGCUUCACACCCCCCUCCCCAGAAAACACCCACAGUGAGAGAAAACAACAGAUGUGAAAAAGAAAAUCAAAUGGAACAUUCAUUUGAAGCAUGCUGUGUUCUACUUUACAAAAAGGUGGUUCGGCCUGAAAUUUUUAACGCCACACUGUUCCAAUGAGAGAGAGAAAGAGAGAGAGAGGCCUUAAUUUUUAUUUCAUUUAAAGUUAAAUAUUUUUUUUUUAGCGUUUCAUUCAUAGUGCCAGGGAAUUCAAUGAAAUAAUACCUGGGGUGUGAAUAGAAUUCAGUACACUAACUCAGCCCUGCCAGUGGAGAGAACCACAGGGCUAGUCAGGAAGUCCUAGUUGCUGAUUAGCAUCCCUUAUAUGUCAGAAAGGCCUUUUGGGCAGGGAGAGACCUGGAGCAGUGAUCCUUCGUAUCACUCUAGGCAGAGAAAUGGUUGCUCUUUGAUGCUUUCGGUUUUGCAUAUUAACACCGAGGAGCCAGGUACUUCUUCGCCACGCCCCCAUUGUACCAAGAUUCCGUGGUAAUAUAGUGCAGUAGGCUUUACUCUUACAAAUUUAUAUCUAUGUAAAUUUUUCAACGAGAACAGCUUCUAAAGCCCCUCCCCUGUGUUGGAGAGUUAUGUAUAUUUCUAAUAAGUAUUAGCAAGAAGCUGUUUUCUCCUGCCAAGAUGAUCCUGAAGGAUUCACAUUGGGUACACUUGAACAACUUGGACUCCAGGUGGUUAAUCGUUUAUUCCCUUUCUCUGGAUUUUUUUUUUUUUUUUUUUAAAGCUCAUCUUGACACGGAUGAGUCUAUCCAGAUCUUUAAAGUUGCUAGCACGCCCGGAGAUAAUGAGGGCACUUUGUGGAAUGUUGAUUCCAAAAUGUCCGGAGAUAGGGAUAGGGCAGUGGGAAAGUCAGGGAAGGGUGAGAAGCACAGUAGAGAUUAUUUAUUUAAGAAAAAAAGAACAUUAAUGUAGUGAGGAUCCGGUGCGUUGUCAUAAUCCAAUGAAGAUUUUUUGGAUGACACAAUCCCCCCAAAUCAGUCACCAUGUUGGGUAAUGACUUCGUUCUUGCUGAUCUCGUCUAUGUGUCAUUGUAAAUAUUUGUGUGUCCAUGUUCCGUUUUGGCUACUGGAUGGCCAAGUCAUGUAAGAAGAUUUAACUCAAGUAUUUAUUCUUUAAUUGUGUUACUCAGAUUUCUUCAGGCUUGUGAAUUGCACCCCCAAUGUUGAGUUUAACCACCUGAUCCCCCACAUCUAUUCCUCCCCUGUGAAGCACAUUCCAUUGCUAAAAGAAAAAGAAAUAUGAAAUUGCUUCCUGUCGUCUGUAUAACUGUUUUGAUAGUUUGAGAUGUUUGUCUAUAAAGGAUAUUCCUCAGCUCAAAGAUCGUGUAAAUAACUAUAUUCCCUUGCACAUUGGGUUGUUUAUUUCUAACGAGGCUGCCAGUUCUCAGAGAGAGUCUAUCAGAUCACUUUCAAAUAACAUAAACAGGGAUUACAGCUUUGUAAAACUAAGUGUGCAUAACGGACAAAGACUGGGAACACAGGUCGUUGAAAUCAGUUGUGUUAGGGUGGUGGGAUUAUGCACAAACAAUUUCAUUCCUUUUAAAAUUUUAUUUGGUAUUGUUAUCAUAUUGCUUUAUAAUAAAUAAACAGCAGAAAGGGGACUAUGGAAACAUAGAGAAGAUCCAGCAGCAGAUGUCGUCUGGCCAGAGCCCAGAGCAUGCAGGGCACAGAUAUUUGCUAGUUACAGUUAUUCCGUAGGCUUCGUAUUUGCCUGGGUGCUGAGGUUGGCACACGCUCGGGUAUGGCACGUGCUUUCUUAGGGGACUGUUAUCUCUAAGUGGAAGCUAGGGAGACGUCGCUAUUCGAGCUCCAGGCACAUCCUUCUGCUUUAAAAGUGGCCGCCCUGUGCUUGGGCAUGGCAGAGAGGUUUCUGUUUUGGUUACCGUAGAUUGGGUGGGGUGACAUUUGAUUCGCCCCCUUGAAAACAUCUGGUUCGGGUAUCACCUCUCUGGCUCCUGUUAACAGAUUUUCGGGUUGAAUUUUGGAGGCAUAGAAGGAUGAAUCCCCCGGCUCCCACCGUGUCCUUGUCUGACCAGAUGUUGUAUCGUUCAGGCAGGAUUCUCCUGCUAGUGACCAGGGGGCAAGUCCCUUUGAUCUCAAUAGAAGUUAUGACUUGCAAUUAAAAGCUGACUGUGAAAACAUAAAGACAAAUAUUUAGAGCCGCCUUUGCCUGUUGGUCUUCAGCUCCGGUUAGCUUUGGCUGGAGAUGGCCUCCGUGUGCUUUCUGUACCACCUGAUUUAUAGGUUGUAGGCAGUAACUACUGUCAUUUUUAAAGAGGAAAAGGGAGACCGUCCACCAAAAGAGAGGAAUUUUUCUCUAACUCACUGAAGAAAUUGUAGGUGACCUUGUUAUAAGGUAGCAGUCUCAGAUGUUGCUCAGUUUCCCCAAGAGCAGACCUUAUACCUGGAGAACCCACUUUUCAUUGGCCAUCCUCAACAUAAAAAUACUUCCGGGAGUUCUGCUCCCCACCAUCCCCAGUUGAAUCUCAUGGUCCAUUUCUGAGCUACUUGCAGUUAAUAUUCCCAGUUAAACACAGGCAUGGCCAGUGAUGCAAAGCUUCUCCCAGUCUCUGAGCAAGAGGACUGAAACUCAUCAUUUGUAAAUCGAUGGUCUAAUAGGCCCGGGAUUUCAAGUGAACUUAACACGCAAUUCUGAACAUAUAUUUGCAUGUGGCUUGGGAGGGAAAGAAAUGGUACCUUGGAAGGAAUGGAAAUAUUUUUCCUAAGAAAGAGUUUUUCAUAAAAGAUUUGGUUCCAAUAUAAUCUUUUCUGUUGGUUAGCUUCGAUUGUUUCACUCCUUUCCUGAUCCCAUGCUCCUUUAGUGACCAAAUGAAUAUCACCCAACUCCUCAUGCAUUGGGAAUGUCUGUUUGAUAUUAAACAAUAUCUCACCAAAUCUGCAAACGCGGGAAUGGAACUGGCGCCUCCGUGCGCACGCUUCCGUGUGCAAGUAUACAACAUUACAAGCCGCAUUUCCUGCCACAAAACACAGUCAAACUUGCAGGAUAAACUGAUAGAAGCUGGUUAGUGCCAUCAGUCUCCUUCGGCAGCUGCCAUCGGGUGAAUGCUGCCAGCCGUAAGGGAGAUACCGUGUUCACCUGGUUUAGUACCUAAGGGGUCAACAGCAAUUAUAAAGAAGCAAACAGACGUAGUGGAAGGAGUACUUAGCCUAGGAGUAAGGAGACCUGGAUUCUAAUAUAGGCUCUGUUGCUCACUUAGUGUGUAGCCUUGGGCAAGUCACUUAACCUUUUCACGGCUGUUCCUUCAUCUGUAAUAUAAGGGUAUCAGACUAGAUGACCUCCGAGGUCUUUCCAAAAGUUCUGUCAUUCUGUGGUACCGUAGGUUGCCUUGCAGACCUAGCCUGCUACAGUGAUGGAUGGCAAAUAUGGCAUGCUUAAGCCUGGGUUUCUUAUGUUGCCAUUAAACAAUAGAAAUAUGUAAGAUGAUGGGGGGAAAAAACCUCAAGUAAAUGAACAUAACACUAGGGAGUGUUGAUAAAACUUGUGGCAGCCUUCCCAAUCCUCACAGUUGUUUUGUUUUGUUGUUGUUUUAAUGUCCUUUUCCUGUAGUGUGUUCCCAGUUUUUAUUUCCCAUAUGCUCUGUAUGUAAAGUCUGGUUUUCAUUAAGCUGUGGCCAGUAUUUGCUACUAGAACAGAAAUACACUGUCACACUUGCUAGAACAGAACUACGUUUGGGCCUCUCCUUUCCUAUGAAGUGAUGCUGGGCUUUGUAGACUUUACUUUGUAAAUGGCACAAGACGGCAGAACCAUGCAUGUCAACGGCUGGGACUAUUAAAAGCGGACGUAAGCACUUGUAGGUUGCAGAGAAAGAAAUGACAAAGUAAGUACAUGCUAUUAGCAUUGAGGAGUGUUGACAAAUCCACUUGUUGGGAACCAAAGAUAGCAUUUCUGAUGACAACUCCCACAGUUGAUCGGCCAGUUGUAGGAGUAUACUGCUGGAGAGAGGGUACACCGGAAGUCAGUUAGUCCCAAUGCCCUGCCUGUUAGCAGGGUGCCAACCAGCCCUGAGUGCGAAAUUCAAGUUCAGUGUGUGUGCUUGUGUGUGGCGUGCUUUAUGGACCCGCAUCUACUAUAGUCAUUAGUGAUGAUAAGACCUUUCACCGAAUCCUAUAACCAUUCGUGGGUUGAGUUUUAAAUCUCAGGACAUCAGCCAGGAGGAUUCAGAUCACAGGUGGCUGAUGGGAUUAUACUCAUGAUAUCCAGACAAAACAAGUUGAGGAGGAUCUAUAUUUUCAUUUUUUAUCAGAAUUGUAUCUCAUUUGGUUGUGCAUUACUUUUGUUCAAAUGUGUUACCUGUAAACCCAUGUGUAGUGAAAUUCUUCUGUAACUUUGGAUUAAAGGUAUUUAUGGUCUUUUUGUUUGUUUGAUUUUUUUCAGUAAGUUAUUUCUUUCGUAGACCUGCUGAUGGUGUGGUUCUAUCCUUCUGACCUCAGCUUCUGAUUUUUUUUAAGGACUUUUGUUUCCAAUAUUGUUAUUUUAAAUUGUGGUUGAAGCAAUAGAAAAUUGAAAUAUGGAUUGUGCAUGACUGUGUCUUGAGUGUAAAAAUAUUGCAGUUUGAAACUUGGACCUAAAGUAUUGCAAAUAAAAAUGACAAACAUCAA
This is a messenger RNA of Mirounga angustirostris (Northern elephant seal), 8978 nucleotides long. RefSeq names its product p21 (RAC1) activated kinase 3 (gene PAK3). Gene Ontology annotation, biological process: regulation of axonogenesis; regulation of MAPK cascade; protein phosphorylation. Gene Ontology annotation, cellular component: cytoplasm. The record is from RefSeq and is a predicted model, not a curated record. The coding region runs from base 574 to 2388 and encodes 604 amino acids. Lineage: Eukaryota; Metazoa; Chordata; Mammalia; Carnivora; Phocidae. Gene Ontology annotation, molecular function: protein serine/threonine kinase activity; ATP binding. The transcript is spliced from 19 exons.